Molecule: messenger RNA, 1970 nt
Organism: Eucalyptus grandis
Lineage: Eukaryota; Viridiplantae; Streptophyta; Magnoliopsida; Myrtales; Myrtaceae
Product: isoflavone 3'-hydroxylase
Exons: 2
Coding region: 16-1647 (543 amino acids)
Molecular function (GO): oxidoreductase activity, acting on paired donors, with incorporation or reduction of molecular oxygen; heme binding; iron ion binding
Source: RefSeq, a predicted model, not a curated record
GGACCCUAUAAAACCAUGUCAUCCCUCUCCCCACUAUCUCUCUCUUCCUCCCCACCGCCCCGCGCCCCGCCAACCCCCGCCCCCGCCCCCAGGACACGUAGUCUCCGUAGCAUCUUCAUGGAAGACGUGGGGAUGCACCUUAUCUCAGCAUCCGCCUUCCUUUUCCUUCUCUUCUUGUUCAAAUUGCAGAGAAGCAACAAGAGGAAUCUCCCACCGAGCCCGCCUUCACUCCCUAUCAUCGGCCACCUCCUCCUUAUUAAAGAGCCAGUCCACCGGACCCUUCAGUCUCUCUCCGACCGCUACGGCCCGGUCCUCUCCCUCUCCUUUGGCUCCCGCUCCGUGGUUGUCAUAUCCUCCCCAUCCGCGGCCGAGGAGUGCUUUACCAGAAAUGACAUCAUCCUCGCCAACCGCCCCCGCCUGCUCUUUGCUGAGAUUAUGUUCUAUGGUGGCACGACCAUCGGCACUGCCCCUUACGGGCCCCACUGGCGCAACCUCCGCCGCCUCACGGCACUCAAAUUUCUUUCCCCCCACCGCCUUGCCUGCUCCCUCACCAUCCGGCUGGAGGAAGUAAGGCUCCUCGUGAAGAGCCUCUAUGAGGUAGCCACGGCAGCGGUAGGGGGUGGCGGAUUCGCGAGGGUGGAAAUGAGGUCGAGGCUGGAGGAGAUGUCCUUCAACAUCAUCAUGAGGAUGAUCUCUGGGAAGCGCUGCUUUGGGGCUACCGUCGGUGCGGGUGACACCAAGGUGGCCAGGCAGUUCGUGGAGUUGAUGAAGGAGACAUUCGAGCUGAGCGGGAUGGAGCCCGGUGAUUUCUUGCGGGUGCUGAGGAGGGUAGUGGACUUCAAGGGGAGAGAACGGAGGAUGGUGGACGUGGCUAAGAGGUCCGAUGUGAUCUUGCAGGGCAUGAUAGAUGAGCUCCGGUCAAGAAGGAAGAGAAGCGACAGCGGUCGAGAGGUGGAGAGCGAGACGAUGAUCGAUUCCAUGCUGUUGGAGGGCUACUCGGACGACAUCAUCAAAGGCCAAAUCUUGUCAAUACUAAGUGCAGGCACGGACACAUCCACAGUGACAAUAGAAUGGGCCAUGUCUCUCCUACUCAACCAUCCAGACGUCAUGAAAAAAGCUCAAGCAAAAUUAGACGACAUUGUUGGCCGAGACCGUCUAGCUAAUGAAGCAGACAUCCAGAAGCUACCUUGCCUUCAAAACAUCAUCAAUGAGGUGCUUCGAUUGUUUCCGCCGGCACCACUCCUAGUGCCUCAUGAGUCUGCUGAGGAUUGCAUGGUCGGAGGGUUCAACGUGCCCCGAGGCACCAUGAUCCUAGUAAAUGCAUGGGCAAUUCAGAGAGACCCAAAAGUGUGGGAUGAUCCCACAAGUUUUAUACCAAAGAGGUACCAGGGAUUGGAAGAGGAUCAUGCUUACCGGUUGUUGCCUUUUGGGAUGGGGAGGAGGAGUUGUCCCGGUGCUGGCCUUGCCAAUAGAGUGGUGAGUUUGGCUCUAGCUGCACUUAUUCAAUGCUUCGAGUGGGAACGAAUCGGUGAAGAGCCGGUGGACUUGUCCGAAGGGAUGGGAAUCACAAUGCCGAAGAGAGAGCCACUGGAGGCUUUGUGCAAAGUGCGUGAAUGCAUGAUUGCUAAUGUUCUCACACGGCUUUGAGAAGGUCAUUCUCCAGCGAAUUUAUUUGGUGAUGUUCAACCUCCAUAAUACUUAUGAACUAAUAUGCAAUAAUAAAGUAAAUUGGUAUGAAUGGAAUGAGGUGGAAAUGAAUGGAGGGAAAAAGACCUCAAAGUAAGAGUGGAAUGGAAUAAGAAUUCUAGUUCUUAUGUCUAGUGAUAAUGUAUUGAUGAAAUGCCCAUUCAUAUGGACUUUCAUUAGGCCUUUGAAAGGUAUCAGAAUACCAUGGACUAUUUUUAUUGUAAGAUGAUAUGUAUGUUUGAAGAAAAGACCUGCGAUUAACUAGAGUUGCUACGUGACUGUCA